GAACACGAGGACAGCGACGAGGAGUGGAGGGGCAGCGCGGGGUCUCCGAGUGACGACAGCGACAGCAGCCACAAGUGUAAGAAGAGGAAGGGGCCUCGCCUGCCGAUGGCACCGACGCUGCACCCCAACAAAAAAGCUAAAUCGCGGAUCUGCUGUAAAGUCUGCGGGAAGGCCUUCCACGCCAACGUCUCUCUGGUCAACCACAUGGAAGUUCACCCCAAGGACGUCUGCGGCGUGUGCGGGGAACGCUUCGAGACCGAGGACGACUUUCAGGCUCACCUGAAGACGCACGUGAAAGCCGAAGUCUGCGGCGUCUGCGGGAAAUGCUUCGGGGCGUCGAGCUCCCUGCAGACGCACAUGCGGAUCCACACGGGGGAGAAACCGUUCAACUGCAGCGAGUGCGGGAAGUCCUUCAACUGCCGCCACAACAUGAUGCGACACAUCAGGAUCCACACGGGGGAAAAGCCGUAUCCGUGCACCGUCUGCGGCAAAUGCUUCAACGACUACUCCACCCUGAAGCGCCACCUGCUGGUUCACGUGCACAAGAAGCACAGCGAGCCGAGCAACGCGUCUGCAUACGAGAGCGAAGGCGGCAACGGUGACGGCGACGGCGAGGCGAAGAUGAAGCCGUCGUCGCCCAAAAAGCCGCACACUCGCACCAUAUGUGAAGUGUGCGGGAAAAUGUUCCACUCCAUGGUCUCCCUGGUGAAUCACGCCAAAAGUCACGCCACGGACCUCUGCGGCGUUUGCGGGACGCACUUCGACUCGGAGGAGGACUUGAAGCUUCACCUGAAGACUCACAAAAACGGGAAAGUGUGCGAGGUGUGCGGGAAGUGCUUCGACAGCCAGGGAAACCUGGAGAUGCACAUGAGGAUCCACACGGGGGAGAAACCGUUCCUCUGCAGCGAGUGCGGGAAGUCCUUCAACUGCCGACACAACAUGAUGCGACACAUCCGGACGCACACGGGAGAGAAACCCUACCUGUGCAACAUCUGCGGCAGGUCCUUCAGCGACCACUCCAGCCUGAAGCAGCACAGCAGCACGCACACCGGGGAGAAACCGCACCGCUGCGAGAUCUGCGGGAAGGGCUUCCACCGAAAGACGUACGUGAGGCUUCACAUGAAGAGCCACUCGACUGAGAAGUGACUGUUGUGUAAAUAUGGCGGCGUGUAAAUAAAAACUUUGAAAUGAAAAGUUUUUUUUUUAAGUUUAAUGUGCUGAAAUCACCUUUUUCCUCUCGUCGUCACGACCUCUCAUGCGUCCUGGUUGAGCUGUGAUCAUGUGGGAUCUGUAAUGUUUUAUUUACAAUAUAUAUAUGUUGGAAGAUAAAAAUAAUGCAGCUUUUAAUCUGUAAUCAUCGCAGCAGCAGAACUCAUGUUGCAUUCCCACCAAAAGCAAAGUGAAUAUUUGCCCUUUAAUCUGGUUUACAGCGGCACUCUGAGCCUAAAAUAAACAGAUUUAAUGUCAAUAAACGGAUGAAAAUGAUGCUGAAAUAACCAAAUAAAAGUUGUAAGAAGUCUGAAUUCAGACUUUGUCGACUCUGUCUGCAAGAUGACGAGCAAACAACUUUUAAAAUGCUUGUUUUCUGAAUGGAGUUUGGUUGAUCAGGACAAUGCCAACAGCUGUAAUCAACAAAUUACCACCAGAUUCUUCAGUUAGUUGGAAGAUAAAAAUGAUGCAGUUUUAAAGCUGUAAUUAUUAUUUGCCACUUGAGGGCAGCAGAACUGUCUGUAAACACAUCAUAUAAUCACCAUUAUUAAGUAAGUAAUGGCAAAUAUUAGCUGCUUAUUAACACUAAACCGCCAAUAACAAGUCACUUAAGUCAGAACGCUUCCGGAAAUCCGUGUUUCCACUGUUGUAAAAAAUGAAUGGGGUUAGAAUAACAUGUUGGUUUUUUUUGUGAAAAUAGAGGCUGUUUCAUAUUCAUGGAAUAUUAUAUUCUCUAAAUAUUACUGAAUAUGACGUCACAGUAAAGGAAAGUGUCCAUCUGAUGAUAUUAACCCUCCAACUUCAACCUCAGUUCACUAACUGUUAGAUUAAUACUUAUACAGGAUAUACACCAAUAUAGAGUUUUAUUUCUAAAUAAAGAGUUCAGUAAAGUUCCUGAAACAAACAGGAGGAACUAGUUUGUUGGGGUCUAUUUUUAGUGGCGGAUUAAUCCACAUGUGGUCCUCUAGUGGCAGCAGGAUGGCGUAUAAAUAGACUACAGUGUGAAGGAAGAGUGUGUCUCACUGACGGUUACCAGGCUUUAAAAUACUCAGUCCGUGCUGCGUUCAAGUGCAGUGGGAAAGAGGGCAGAUACAAGUGGUUGAGGAAACAUCUGUAGCAUGUUGGGAUGCAUCCGUUGAUGGUCGUCUCAUCCUCUGAUCAGUCUCAGUCUGGUGCCUCGUUGCCUUUCAUUUUGCCCGUUCGUGUCUUUACCAAAACCUGAUCUGGAGAAUCUUAUCUGUAAAACUUUUAUAAUUUGUUAUAUAUCUGCAUAUUUUUACAUUUUCACUCAGAUUUAGUUAAUAAUCCCUUUUUAUCAGCAGACAGUGA
This is a messenger RNA of Morone saxatilis (striped sea-bass), 2538 nucleotides long. RefSeq names its product zinc finger protein OZF-like. Gene Ontology annotation, cellular component: nucleus. The record is from RefSeq and is a predicted model, not a curated record. Bases 106 to 1146 code for a protein of 346 amino acids. NCBI's taxonomy places the organism in Eukaryota, Metazoa, Chordata, Actinopteri, Moronidae. The transcript has a single exon.